Macrosteles quadrilineatus (aster leafhopper) is the source of this 6427-nucleotide messenger RNA. Its product is annotated as C-Maf-inducing protein-like. Lineage: Eukaryota; Metazoa; Arthropoda; Insecta; Hemiptera; Cicadellidae. The record is from RefSeq and is a predicted model, not a curated record. Bases 257 to 2434 code for a protein of 725 amino acids. The transcript has 17 exons.
AGCGAAACUGAAUCAGUCAGUCUUGCAUUUGGCAGCAUUUGGUAUCGGUAGUUUUAGUGGUUGUAGAUUGGUAGCCUGUAUUUACCACUGUGCCGCCUUUAUAUACUGUGACGUUGUCUGAAUAGUUUAGUUAUUGUUAUGUUCUGAAUAGUUAUAGUGGGUGUUUUGUUCUGUUGUGAUUAAGUGCAAAAGUGAAUAACAUAAACAAACAUUCCUCACUCAACUCGUAAAUAAAUGAUGGGUCUUUGCUAGCAUUAUGGAGGCUGACAUCAAGAAAACAUUCGAAUCUUACGAUGAAAUUGAGGUGAUCUCGGAGACCAAGGAGAUUCCCCAGGAUGAAGUGUCAGACAGCGCCGCGUCCAGCAGCGACUCCCUGUGUUCCCGAAGGACGCCGUCGGUGACGGUGGUUCGCCCCGAGGACAGUCCUUCGCUCAGCCCGCAGGACCAGGAGAGUCCCUCGCUGCCUCCCAUCAGUCCACUCUUCAAGAUGUUCGAGACAGACGUGUGUGGAACUCCUGCCAAGGGUCCGCGGUACAAGCUGAUAACCGAGGGCGACCUUCAGGUCUGCUGCCUGAACCACACACGUACAGUCAUCAGCAAGAUUUUAAGUUCCAAGUUCCUCAGACGAUGGGAGUCUCACCGCCUUUACCUCAAUGACUCCUGUAUCUCAUCCAAAACGCCUAUGGGUUUCCUAGACAUGUCCAUUCCUUACUCUGCUUUGCAAGAAGUCUAUGUGGUAAAACGAUGGGACACUAACCACAAAUUCUGCAUUCGCCUUGUCGUGCCUAACGGAUCUGUAUUAUUACAGGCUAGUAAUGCCUACAUCCGGGACCAGUGGUUUAAUUCUAUUUCAUGGAAGAAAGACAUCUUCAAGUACCAAAAUCUGCUCACAUGUUCCACACGCCCGGAAGUGAUACUUAAAGAACUCAAGAACUUGGUAGAGUUAGCAACUACUACCCCUCUACAUGAUGAGUGUGUUUAUCAAGUCCCUAUAGAUAUUGUUUCCAGGCUACUUAUUGAGGAAGACCAGUGCUGGUCAGGUAGAUUGUUCAGUGAGGAGCUGAUCACUACUCUAGCUCCACUUCUAGAGAACUGUCCUCCGUCUCCUGAGAUGUGUCGCCUGUUCUCACAUCACUGUAUGACUCAUCCUCGAUCACCUCUGAUCAGUGAUGCUCUUACACCUAUCGUCCAUAGGAUACUGAAGCACAAUGUUGACUUUGGUAAAUAUCCCUUGAUGAAGAAACUAGUCCAGGAUUACAUCCAAGCGCUUCACUCACAUAAUGAUAAUGAAGAUAUAUUGAAUAAAUUUGUUUCUAGUGUCCAUGGCCCCAGCAGUGGCUGUCCUCACCCAAGAGUGCUUCCAAAUCUCGUGUCUGUUUGUCUUUCUGCAAUAUUCAACAUCUUUGAAGUCUCCUCGAUAAUGGAGGAGCGGAAUAUCGACCAACUGCAAGACGACAGAGCCGACCGCAUUGACUGCUAUCUACAAGUCUUCCGAGAAAUCUCAGAAUAUGAUGAUUGGAGACCGGGGCUUGCACAACUACUACAACCGGUUCCAGUUCCUGACCUUGCCCUUGCCAAUAACCACUUCAUCAAGAACCUGACUCCUGUUAUCCAGAGGAUAGGAACCAGCUCAGACUGUGAGGUUCACCAGAUGGUUCUAGGAGUGAGGGAGGGUAAGGAGGGAUGGUUUGACAUCUUCUGUCCUAAUAGCGCAGCCUGUAUAGACGACGGCCAGCUGUGGGGGAAAAUGCUGGAGACACUGCUGGCCUGUUGUCAUCGGCGUAAACGCUUUGUCACACCGCUCAUAGCCAAGUCGCAAGGUCCGCUUUUGCUGUUGUCGCUGCGUGAGUGUGCAGCGGCACACACCACCUUGUGCCUGGCGCUAGAGUGGGACUUGCUUGGAGAAAGUGACCAGAGACUCACAGUUGUGACAACGCUACAGAGUACACCGUCUGGCGCAGCUGCAUAUCAGGACCUGUGCAACCGGCAGAGGCAUCUGCAAGAGCUGCAACAGCGUGGAGGCCCUCGUAAGCUGACGUUGCCCAGUCGCUCUACAGACAGUGAUGUCAUCAGAUUGCUCAGUUGCGGCGCGCUCGGGAACCUUGAGUGUCUUAGUCUAGCCUUUACGCACGUGACGAGCGCAUGUGCCGAACACAUCAUCAAACUUCCCUCUCUGCGCUACCUCAACCUUUGGGCUACCCAGUUUGGAGAUGCUGGCCUGCUUACUAUAUCAGAACACUUGCCUAAACUUCAAGUCCUUAACCUCUGUGAAACUUCGGUCACUGACAAAGGCAUUUCUGCUCUUACAGCUAUGACCAAUCUCCGCAAACUUAAUCUCAACAGCACCAAACUGAGUGCACACACUUUCGAGGAGUUGAAACAGAAGCUGCCGUUGCUUCAAGAGCUCGACGUACGUUACACAGAGGCUUGGUGAAACGUCAGAACGUCAGUAAUUUGUUACAAGUUUGAUGACUUUAUGUUGUAUGUGUGUCCAUGGUGGCUUUAUAUAAUCUCAUUGACUUAUACAAGAAGAAAAUAUUUAAGAAACGGUUUAUCAAUUUCGCUUUUAAAAUGUGACACGCACAUUAGGCUAUUUUAGGAAUACUAAGAAUAUCUUAGACAUGCAUUUUGUAUUUCGUUGCGAUCAUUUGCUGAAGGGCUUAUAGUUGUAAUUCUUUAAUAUCUGAAACACAUAUCAAAAGGACCAUUUAAAUUAACUGUGACCCCCUAAUGAAAUAGUUACUUUGAAAUGUUUCGGGUUUUGAUUUUUAAACCAAUAUAAAUUUAUAUGUAAAUUUUACAUUUUAUGGUUAUAAUAAAAUUUUCCAAAGUUUAAAAUUGUGUUAUCUUGGCAAAAGUGUGUUUUAGCACGAAUUAAAGUAAAAGAAAAACAUUAAAACAGAGUCACUGGAGAUGUUUAUUUUGGAUUCACACUAACAUUUAAAGGUAAUACUUUUGACUAAUAAUACAACUAGACAUUCAAUUUAAUCAAAAUCGUUGUAGUUGAUGUGAGCCACCGACAGAUUGUGCUUAUCUAAAUUACUAAUUUCUAUUGAAUACACAAACUUUUUCAUCAAGUCAAACUAAUGGAAUUUAUUUAUUUAUUUUAUUAAAUGACUUUUAUUAAGUGAGCUAUAAUAGCAACUGUUAUGAUCCAUAAGAUUAGGCAGGCACAAAAAAUUAGGCAGAAAAUAGAAUUUUAGACACUAGCGCAUUCUGUGACUGGCUCACAUAAAAUGAUCUUGACUAAUAAACCAGCUACUAUAAUAUCUUUAUCAGUAACAAAGCUAUAAUCUUUUAUUUAACACCCAUCUUAGAAUUAUUGUAAAAAUCUAAUCUAAUGUUCUAUGUCGUUGGCUAACCUUUUGGCUAAGGUAAUUUUCAUAUCUGCUGAAAAACAGCUCUUAGCUCUCGAAGUCUUUUAUUGUUUCACAAUAUUUUGUCAGGAUUUUUUUAAAUUUACAAUCUUCAAACACAACAAAUCCAGUGUUCUCCAGUGUAUCAUGAUAUCAAUCACUCAAUUGCAUGAAUUUAAAAUGUAACUAAAACUAAACACUUGUCAACUCUUCCAAAAUAUUGUCGCAUCGAUGCUAACUUGAAAGAACAAUUGUUCCAUUAUUAUGGCUGUGAAUUUGUUUUAUAUAAAUAGUUUAUUGGAAAGUUUUAUUUCUUAGGUCAGGUAUAGUGAGUUGCUUUGACUUAGAACAGAUAAGUCGUAGAAGGAAAGCGUAGUUUAGUGAGUUGAAGAACUGAUUUGCAUUUAGUUCUUGAAUUUGUAGACUUUCAGUUAGAUUGCAGGAUCUCUUGGCAAUAGUCGUUUACUUCUAGACUACAAAAGACUCAAAGGUGUUAUACAUAUGAUGAGUUUGUAAUCGGAUUCAUCGCCAGUGCCUUCGUUGAGAGCAGGGAUGCAAUGCCGCCAACCUCCCUACACCAAACACCAAAGCAGUGUUGCCACUUUGUUUCAUUUUGGAGGUAUCUUUUGGUUGAAAUUAAUUUGAAUGGGUUUGCUCUUGUGUAAAGUGUAAUAAUAGUAAUUUUAACUGCAACAAAAUUUUAUGGAUAGUAUUUUAGAGUAACUGCGUAUGUAAAACUAAAGCUACUCUAUUGAUAUUAUCAAAACGAAGAUCUGUUGGUACUGUUUGUACAUAAAAAAAAGGAAGAGGAAGCUCAGAGAUGGUUGUAAACAUUAUAACAAUGUGUGCAAUGUUUUGCAUGGUGUUGGCUGGCUGCGGUCGUUCACCAGUCUCGUUUCAGGCAGUGACUGAAAUUGAAGAAAUUACGCAUCCAGAUUGCAGCGUGACUGAACAAGAGAUUGCUAAACUGAUAGGAGAGGUCUCUAUACUCUCUAUAGGAGUACAGUAAAUCCUAGUCGUAAAACGCCGAACAGUAAGCAAAUAUUCAUAAAUAUUAAUAUUUCAUAAACCUUAACCAUUGUCUUGUUUUGAACUGAUGAACACCUGCAGCCAGCCAAAUUGUGCAACUGUGUACGACCUGCUAACUCCUAAGCCACUUAUGCCCUCUUUCUGCGCCUAAACACUUUUCUGCAUACAAACCUAUCAAUGGACAAUAGAUUUUGAUAGGUAAUGGGGGCGUAAAUUUUCCUUCACAACUUUUUUAGUGGAUGAAGUAUCUGUUAUAGAUCAAAAUCGUUUUGAGAUUUUACAACACAGAUUAACAGAUUUUACAAGCUGUUGCUUGGCCAGGGCCUGAUUACCCAUUAGGCUAAUCAGGCUGGAGCCUAGGGCGCCAGUCAGCCAAGUGUUUAAGGGGAUGCCGGACAGCUAAGACUUAAAGUUAGGACCGGGGGCGUAAAAGAUGUUUUAUUUCAAAAAAGGAUUCGUGCACAUAGGUAGGUAAUGAGGCGGGGAAGGGUGCGUUCGGCCGAUUUUCAUAAUCAUUAUAUUUAUAGUAGGUCUAAUAAUUGAAUUGUAAAAACAUUUAAUGAUACUUUUUGUUGCAGAUAGAUACAGAUAAAUGAUGUAAACUAAGUAAUUCCAUCUAAAAGCCCUAAUAAAAUUGUUUUAGGACUAGGUGAUUAACAGAGGUAAUUUAGAAAGUAUGUAUAUUAUUGUUUGGUUUUUUGAUGUAAAAUAAAUACAUUAUUUUAAAUCAAAAUGUUUUACAUUCCUUAAACAACCGAUUUGCUACUAUUUUAAAAGUUCCUAAUCAAAACAUGCAUUAAUUUAUGAUCAGUUUUCUUUUGUUUUUAAAUAAACUGAAUAGUAGUAUAAUGACUUUGGCCAUUUUCUAUUUUUGAAUUCAGUACUAGUAUUCAUACUUCAAAAUUUUGAAAGUGGUGGCAGAGAGGAGGCGUAGUGGUAGGGAGGAGGGGGGGCACGAAAAACGUCAGCCUACUGGCGACUAGACCCUUAAUCAGGCCCUGUGCUUGGCUACGUCAGUAGCUCGAUAGAAUCCCUAAUCUAUCACCGUAGAUAAAACAUACUCCCUUAGUAGAUUUCCCAUCCUUAUGGAACAACUGAAGCCAAUCUUACUGUUAGUCCAGUGUACUGUAGAGUCGUGUUUUGUUUACAAUUCGUUUCUUGCUAUUUCAGUAAUUUAAAACCUCGUUUAACCAAAUAAAACUAUCUAAUCAUAAACAAUGACUUGUCCACUAUCUAUAUAACCAAACAGUGAGGCACAAAUCAUGAGAAACUAACCCUAAAAUAAUAUAAACAAAUUAUAAACAAAACACGACAUCUACAGUACAUCGGACAGAACUAACAAUAAAAUUGGCUUCAGCUGUUCCAUAAAGAAGGGAAAUCUCUAUGCUAUUACGUAAAACAGUUACAACUUGUAAAAAUGUGAUUGCAAAGUGCUGGUUAUAAUUUUAGAGAACCAUAGCAAACCAUGAAAUUAUAACUCUUAUGGCAUUUAAAAAAAACCAUAUAUUUUCUUAGCACUGAGAUUUCAUGCUUUGUUCAGAUAUGGUUUGUGUAGGCUGUGAUUUACAGCAAUUUCCUUGUAUUUUUUAUAUUACACUUUGUGUGUUUCUUGCCUAAAGAAAAUACCAAAGAUUUACUUUUCUACAUCCACACUUUGUAUGUAUAAACAUCAUAAAAAUCUAUAUAAAACAUAAAAUGUUAGACUAAUAAUACAAAUAUUCAAAUGUUAUUCGUUAAUCAGAUUUUGAUAAAGCGGGUUCUAUUAUCAAUGCUGUUAGAGCGGUAAAAAUAAAACUUUAAUACUGAAGCAAACUCAUUCAAUAUCAUUGUUAAGUAUGUAAGUAUGUAAUUGUGAUAUUGCAAAUUGUAUUGUUAUUGUUAAGCCAUGUGUUAGGUUAGAUUUGUAAACAUAACUGAACUGUAUUAGUGAAUUUAUUUAUUUAUGAUUAUAAUACAUUACUUGUGUAAACACUUUGUUUGAAUUUUGUAUUGUCAAGAUGUGUAUAACUGAUUUGUAUCAAGUUCUGCGUGACUGGUCAAUU